Molecule: messenger RNA, 2150 nt
Organism: Arabidopsis lyrata subsp. lyrata
Lineage: Eukaryota; Viridiplantae; Streptophyta; Magnoliopsida; Brassicales; Brassicaceae
Product: pre-mRNA-splicing factor CWC22 homolog
Exons: 2
Coding region: 219-2033 (604 amino acids)
Biological process (GO): mRNA splicing, via spliceosome
Cellular component (GO): catalytic step 2 spliceosome
Molecular function (GO): protein binding; RNA binding
Source: RefSeq, a predicted model, not a curated record
AUUGGCUUAUAUUUCCUUUUUUCACAUCUUUCGUGUCGGCGUAACACACAAUAAAACCCAAAUCGAAUGAGAUUUCUUUCCUCGGUCUCAUCACUUUUGCUCGCCGAUUCAGAUCUUAGCGACAAUUGUUCUUGCUAUAGGUUUCAGAUCGGCUAAGGUUUUCUCUGGACUCUGGUUUUCGAGAAAGGUUCUAUUUCUGUAGCUAAUAAUUUUCAUCCAUGGAUAUGCAAUCGAGAAUCGAGUCAGAAGAUGUUAGGGUUAGGGUUUCUAAUGAUGAAGAUCGUCAGAGCUCUCGACGUCAUCUGCAGAUUGGUGGUGUCGCUGAUGGAGACAAGAUCAGAAAACAGACCUCCUCUAAUGAAGAAUUAGCCAGGCCAUCGAAAAAGGAGGUAGAUAGGGAUGCUUUGGGAAAACCUAGUGGAGUUUAUAUUCCUCCGUUCAAGCUAGCAAGCAUGUUGAAUGAUGAGAAAGAUAAGAGCAGCGUAGAGUAUCAACGUCUUACAUGGGAUGCUUUUCGUAAAAGUAUUAACGGGCUCGUUAACAAGGUUAACGCAAACAACAUCAAGAACAUAAUCCCUGAACUGUUUGCUGAAAAUCUCAUCAGAGGAAGAGGACUUUUUUGUCGUGCUUGUAUCAAGUCUCAAAUGGAAUCACCUGGAUUCACUGACGUUUUUGCAGCGUUAGUCGCGGUUAUCAACUCUAAAUUCCCUCAAGUUGCUCUGCUUUUAGUGAAAAGAGUUGUUUUGAUACUAAAGAGAGCUUAUAUGCGUAACGAUAAGCCUCAGUUUCUUGCUGCUGUUAAAUUCGUAGCGCAUUUAGUAAACCAGCAAGUCGCUGAUGAGAUCAUUGCUUUUGAAUUACUCACUGUGCUUUUGGAAAACCCGACUGAUGCCAGAGUAGAGAUGGCUGUUGCGUUUGUGAUUGAGUGUGGCGCGUUGCUGCAAGACGUUGCACCAAAAGGAUUACAUGGGAUUUUUGAUCGGUUUCGCGGUAUAUUGCAUGAAGGAGAGAUAGAUAAGAGAACUCAGUACUUGAUUGAACGUCUCUUUGCUAUUGGGAGAGCGAAAUUUCAGGGAUAUCCCGCGGUUCGCGCUGAGCUUGAUCUCGUGGAAGAAAAGUAUUCACAUGAUGUCUCUCUUGAUGAGGAAAUUGAUCCUGAAACUGCUCUUGAUGUUUUCAAACUUGAUCCUGACUUCGUAGACAAGGAACAGAAAUACGAGGCGCUGAAGAAAGAGUUACUUGGUGAGGAGGAAUCCGAGGAUGAAGAUGGCGGCGGCUGUGAUGCUAGUUCAGAGGAUAACGAUGCGGAGGAAGAAGAAAUGAGAAUAAGCGAUGAGACAGCGACUAAUCUUGUUAAUCUUAGGAGGACAAUUUACCUAACCAUUAUGUCCACCGUAGAUUUCGAGGAAGCAGGUCACAAGUUACCUAAAAUUAAGCUUGAACCAGGUCAAGAGAUGGAACUAUGCAUAAUGCUCUUGGAAUGUUGCUCUCAAGAGAAAACUUAUCUUCCUUACUACGGUUUGUUGGGUCAGCGUUUCUGUAUGCUCAAAAAGAUCCAUCAAGCGAAUUUCGAGAAAUGCUUUGUUCAACAGUAUUCAAUGAGUCACCGUCUUGAGACAACCAAGUUGCAUAACGUUGCUACGUUUUUUGCUCAUUUACUUUGCAGAGAUGCUCUCCCUUGGCAUGUUCUUGGCUACAUUCGGUUAACGGAAGACUACACAACUUCCUCGUCGCGUAUCUUCGUUAAGAUCCUUUUCUUGAAAUUGUCAGAUGACUUGGGGAUUAAGAUACUUAAUGAGAGGCUUCAGGAUCCAACAAUGGAGGAGUCACUUGAAUCUAUCUUCCCUAAAGAUAAUCCAAAGAACACUAGAUUUGCAAUCAACUUCUUUACUGCUAUUGGUCUUGGAGGCAUUACAGAGAAUCUUAGAGAGUAUUUGAAGAACAUGCGACAUCAGAAGCAAGUUGCGGAAUCAUCAUCUUCUUCUAGUUCGGAUAGCGACAUAGAGAAGCAGAAGCGAACAAGAAGAUCUUGAGACUGCUUUCUAAAUUUGUUAUCUCCACCAAGAAGCUUUACUUGUGUGACAAGUUUCAACAUUGUUUCCUUUUCUCUAGUUUCAACAUUGUUUCCUUUUCUCUAUUGUUCAUUUUCC